Striga hermonthica is the source of this 1233-nucleotide messenger RNA. The record is from the annotation of a GenBank genome assembly. Lineage: Eukaryota; Viridiplantae; Streptophyta; Magnoliopsida; Lamiales; Orobanchaceae.
AUGGCGAAUCGGAAGCCGCUCGGACUUGCCACCGAUCGUCCCGGCGGCGCCGUUUCCCGCUCUUCAAGUCUUGGGAGAUUUGAGCUUCUGAAGGACUUCUUUUAUGCAAACCCGAAUUGGGCUAGCAGCCGUUCGGUUAAAUGCGGAAAAUGCUGUGAUCUAGUUUCCUAUUUACCUGGGUUUCCUCGUGGCCAUAGGUCAAAAGGUAGAGUUCGGAGGCAAAAGAUGUGGGGUUUAUUAGAUGGAACUCAAGUAGGAAGCCUAGUCAACAAGAGCCAAAUUCAAUGCCACAUUGACAAACAUUCGCCUCGGAAUAUGACAAGUAAACGAGAGGCAGAUCCUAGUAUUUAUGAUUCUUCUUCUGAAUGUAAGUCACGUUAUCUUAGACGAUCAACUAGGCAACAACAUAUGGCUACAGGAACUCAGAAGAGGGGAAAGUUAGACUCGGGAAAGUUUGAAGUCUACUUAGAGAAUAUGUGGAGAUGUUAUACGGAAGAGAAAAAGAACUCGUUUACUUAUCUCGAUUCCUUGUGGUUUUCCUUGUACUCAAAAGGAGCUUGUAAAGAAAAGGUGUUGAGUUGGAUCAAGAAGAAAGAUAUAUUUUCAAAGAAAUAUGUUUUUGUUCCAAUCGUACAGUGGGGUCACUGGUUUCUUUUGAUCCUUUGUAAUUUUGGUGAAAGUCCAGAGGCAAACACCAAAAGUCGUUGCAUGCUGUUGCUAGAUUCACUGAAAGAGGCCAAUGCUAAGAAGUUAGAACCUGGGAUAAGAAGGUUUGUCUUCGACAUAUUUAAUGCAGAAGAACGACCGGAGAAGAAAAGCGCAGUCAAUAAAAUUCCUCUUAGAAUUCCUAAGGUGCCACAACAGAAAAGUGAUACCGAAUGUGGAUUCUACGUUCUUUACUACAUAAACUUAUGUGUAGAGAGUGCCCUUGAAAGUUGUAGCUUUUCCAUGGGCUAUCCUCACUUUGACUUGGUAUCAGCCGAGAGGAACCGACUCACGAACACGCAUGUCCAAGCCCGAAUCGGGAACCAAAUCCUGAAAACGAGGCCCGUUUUGUCUCAAAGGGGAAAGGCCUUGUGGAACGAGGACCUGAUGUUCGUUGUUGCCGAGCGGCCCGAGCCGUUUAACAACCUCAUGCUCGUGGUGGAGAACUGUAUGGGCCCGGAUAAAGUCUGUGUUGUCCACCGUGGAGUGGCGGGCGGACGAUCGAGCCGUGCAAUCUUGAUGGUUUAG